AUGGCACGACCAGCACCGGCUCGCUUCUUACUUGCCGGGCCUCCUCUUCCCACGCGAGGCGCCACGAGUCUGCUUUCCGCACCUUCUGCCCGCUCUCUUUCCGCCUCUCUUGCGAGCAAGUGGCCCGUCAGGGCUAGCGGCACUCGUCGAUUUUUCGUAUCUAGCACGAUAAUUCAUCGCCAAGCGCGAGAUAAUGUGGUCGACGCCGAACCCGUACAGCCCAAUCCCGGCCAGUCAUCGCCACCUCGAUCUGAGCUGCCUCAACAGCAGAUCGAUGAGCAAUUUGAUCGCGUUUACGAGAAGCUCUUCAACAAAAAGCGGCCGGCCAGGGGAGAACGCGACUCGCACGAUGCCGCCAACCCGUUCACGCAAGACUGGCGCGAGCGGCUGUUCGACAUCAUGUUCUCGAACGCUGGCAACCUCUUCAUGAUGACGGUCGUGGCGUCACUCUUCUUCCAGAUCAUGCGCGAGCAGGGCGAGCACAAGGAGUACAAGCGCCUCACCACCGCGCGUCUCGACGAUGCCCAGCACGCGCUGCGAGUGUGCCAGGCGCAGGUCCACCAGGCGGCCGACGCCAGGCGGCAGGAGCUCGCCAGUGCGCUGGAGCGAACGAACACCGCCGUUCCGCCCGAGGAGGUCAAGCGACUCGUCGAUCAGCUCCUCACCAGCCUCGUAGCCGACAUCGAUGCCUCGCUUACCACCGAUGAGAGCAAGGCCACGACGCAGACUGAGGCCAGCAGCGAUUCCGCACUCGUCGACACCAACACGCCGGCUACCAGCAGCACAGCCGUGGCUACUACUGCCGAGGGCCAUCAAGCUGGCUACCACAAGGUGGUGUAA
Molecule: messenger RNA, 840 nt
Organism: Acanthamoeba castellanii str. Neff
Lineage: Eukaryota; Discosea; Longamoebia; Acanthamoebidae
Exons: 2
Coding region: 1-840 (279 amino acids)
Source: RefSeq, a predicted model, not a curated record